UUCCUUGAGUAGUUAUGAGCAUUAUUUACUAAUAUUUUCUUGUUCAUAAGAAUGGAUUAUUUUUUGCUGAUUCAAAGUAAAUUUUUUUUAAUGGACAUGAAAUUCGUCGUGAUUAUGAACUCAGGAAUUGAACUUUAGACCUGUAUGUCGAUAGAAGAAACUCCAUGGCGUCGUUAUAGAGGACGCUACUGUAUCAAGAUGGCGGUGACAAAGCGGCGGUUACAUUUUGGACUGUUGUUGUUGACAAACAUGUUAUAAUGCGGAGAUGAUAGAAAAUGAAAAAAAAACUAUCGGAAAAUACAUAUGGAGAGAAUGGCGAGUAAAGCUCAAAAAGCUACAAACGCAACAUGGGGGCUGUUCAAGAGAGCUGGCAGAGACCUAAAAGGUGAAAGGAUAUAUCUGAUGGAAACAAUUGUCAGAGCCAUGGCGGUGUAUGGGGUAGAGAUAUGGGGACUUGGUAAGAUUGAGAGACUUCAAAAGGUGCAAAGCAGAUAUUGCAAGGCGAUUCUCGGCGUUGCUAGGAAUACGCCCAAGUAUAUUUGGAGAAAUGAGAUAGGAGUUAAAGAGAUAGAAUUCAUACUCAAAGAACGUGCCUGUAGAUAUUUAUGGGAAGUAUUAGAAAUGGACGAUGACCGCUGGCCGAAGAUAUGUUUACUCGAAGAGGUAAGAGGUAUAUUAAACAACAAAGAAUCAGCAUGGGGAAAAGCAUUUGCGGAGUUUUGCUAUGAAAUAGAGGAUACUGAGAUAAUUCAAGACAUAAGAAAUGGAGUUGCUGCGGGUGCGAUAGCAGCGCGAUUUGCCUGCGGUCUUGACAAACUGGAAAGAAGGUACAAAAAUAAAGAGUGGGAUCUAAUCCUGAGGUCCACAUAUAACCCCAUAUAUGCAAUUUUGAAGCCUGGUGACAAUGGUGCAGUGUAUUGGAACCAAAGAAUAAAAAACUCUAGGUAUAAAGAAAUCUGGGCCAGGAUCAGGUGUGGUAAUGUGGGAAGAGGUGGUAAAAAAGGCUGGAGGGACUGGUCAUGUAGGCUGUGUGGUUGGUGCAGUGAGACAUUAUGCCAUUUGUUGUGCUGUAGUGAAGCCAUUAGGCCACAAUCAGAAAAAAUAAAAAAAUUUUUAAUUAAAUGGAAGGGAGAUCAAGGCGAAUUGGAGAUUCAAAGUCUUAUUGUAGAAUUGCUCAAGGGAAACAUCUGUUUUGAGCUGUGCGAGUUUGUGGAAAAAGUAGAGUGUGAGUUGUAUGGAAGGCGGUGACUUAGGUUUGGAGGGAAGGGGAGCAUGUAGAGAAAUAAGAGUGAUUUUAGAUUAUGGAUGUAAAACUGCAACCCCCUUGCGUGCAGCAUAAUGUACAGUGCAAAAAAAAAAAAAAAGAAAAAUUAUUUUUAUAAUUUAAACUUAAGUUCAUUUAGAUAUAAGUUGGUCUGUAUUGAGUGUAUAUAGUCGAAAUGUAAAAACCCAGUUGGGUAUACAAGAGUAAAAUAUAAUAAUAAUAA
This is a messenger RNA of Chelonus insularis, 1487 nucleotides long. RefSeq lists its product as uncharacterized. Bases 304 to 1248 code for a protein of 314 amino acids. The transcript is spliced from 3 exons. Lineage: Eukaryota; Metazoa; Arthropoda; Insecta; Hymenoptera; Braconidae. The record is from RefSeq and is a predicted model, not a curated record.